AGUGGGGGCGCCGAURUCGUUACCAACGCAGUCUCGCCCACCCCCGCCCCGCCGAGUGGAGCUCCCGCCAUCUUGCCCCGCCCCCCCAUAGCCCAGUCACCUUUUCCCUUUCUACACUCUCUGUCCCCCACUCCGUCCCGUUUCAAUCGUGUCCCAGGCCUCAGCAGCAGAAACCGCGCCAUCUCUACCCCUACAUUCUCCACGCGGGACGCGCAGCCGUGCCUACAAGUGUCCUUAAAGCAGAGAUGAAUAAUACUGCAGCUAGCCCAAUGUCUGCUGCCACUUCAGGUAGUGCAAGAAGUACAGGAAAGGCUAUAAGCUUUGCAGCAGAAUUGCAGAGUAUGAUGUUUUCUUUAGGUGAUGCUAGGAGGCCUCUUUAUGAAACAGCAGUUUUGGUAGAAGAUGUGGUGCACACUCAGUUAAUUAAUCUGUUACAGCAAGCUGCUGAAGUUUCUCAGCUGCGGGGAGCAAGAGUAAUCUCUCCUGAAGAUCUUCUGUUUUUAAUGCGCAAAGAUAAGAAAAAGCUUAGAAGACUACUAAAAUAUAUGUUUAUUCGAGACUACAAAUCAAAGAUCGUCAAAGGCAUAGAUGAAGAUGAUCUUCUAGAAGAUAAACUAAGUGGCAACAGUAACACAAACAAAAGACAAAAAAUUGCUCAGGACUUUCUCAACUCUAUUGACCAGACAGGAGAACUUCUGGCAAUGUUUGAAGAUGAUGAAAUUGAUGAAGUUAAACAAGAAAGAAUGGAGAGGGCAGAAAGACAGACACGAAGUAUGGAUUCAGCUCAAUACGCAGAGUUUUGUGAAAGUCGACAAUUAAGCUUCUCCAAAAAAGCUUCCAAAUUUCGAGACUGGUUGGACUGCAGCAGCAUGGAGAUAAAACCCAAUGUUGUCGCUAUGGAAAUUUUAGCUUAUUUAGCAUAUGAAACAGUGGCACAGUUAGUGGAUCUGGCUCUUCUUGUGAGACAGGACAUGAUAACCAAAGCAGGGGACCCCUUCAGUCAUGCCAUUUCUGCAACUUUCAUUCAGUAUCACAACUCUGUUGAGGGGUCUUGCAUGAAGUCCUGCCCCGACUCCCCUGAGAACACACCACCUCCUACACCAACAGCUCCAUCAUCUGGAUCCCAGCACUCUGGGAGAACCACAUCAGGAUCCCUAGGGAGUGGGAGUGCUACACAGGACUCUACUAAAACCAAGCAGAGGAAGAGAAAAAAGAGCACUGCGGCCUGUGGUGUUGAGGCUCACAGCGAUGCCAUCCAGCCCUGCCACAUCAGAGAGGCCGUUCGACGCUAUGGCCACAAGAUUGGCCCCCUUUCCCCAUUCACAAGUGCCUACCGCAGAAAUGGGAUGGCUUUUCUAGCCUGUUGAUGUGACUGUGCCUGCGAUGACUGGAAAGGCAGUGUUAUACUGAGGUGAUCUCUUGAACAAAAUAAAAGUUUACCUUCUCCAUGUCCUAGGGAGUGGAAUGGCUUAUUGUGACUCCAACUAGCUGACUCCUGCUCUUUUCCAGCCCCCUUAACACUUUGUCUUGUUUACUAGAUGGACCAUUUAGCUAAUAAAUGGCAGGAUGUUUGGGAUAGCGUGUAGGUGGACAAGAAUGUAGAUCACACGAUUUUGAAAUUUUAAUUUGGCAUGGAUUUGCUA
Molecule: messenger RNA, 1643 nt
Organism: Urocitellus parryii (Arctic ground squirrel)
Lineage: Eukaryota; Metazoa; Chordata; Mammalia; Rodentia; Sciuridae
Gene: Supt3h
Product: SPT3 homolog, SAGA and STAGA complex component
Biological process (GO): transcription by RNA polymerase II
Molecular function (GO): protein heterodimerization activity; transcription coactivator activity
Source: RefSeq, a predicted model, not a curated record